AUGUUUAAUAAAUUUCAAAUAAUCUUAUUUUUAAUUAUUUUUACAUUUAUUAAUUUAAAUAUUAAUUUUAUUGAAUCAAAGAAUAUUUUGAAUAGGAGGGGACAAAAAAUAUUUUUAAAUAAAAAAAGAGAAAUUUCAAAAAAUUCAACAAAAAUUAAAGAAAGCGAUGAGAAGGAAGAAGAAUUUUUUAUAGAUUUUGCAAUGCUUUCGUAUGAAUAUAUUGAUGAUUAUGCUAUUUAUGAUUAUUUUGAUAAUUGUUUUUAUGAGGAGGAAGAAUUUGAAGAAUAUUGUUUUAUGGAUAAAAUGAGUACUCCAAUUAAUGCUAAAUUUGAUGAUGAAACACUAUUUGACGUUGAAUUCUUUGUUGAUGAAAUUGUUGAUAUUGAGGGGAAUACAAUUGUAAAUAUUAGCAGAAAUACUAAUUUUUGUCUUUAUCAUAUGGUCUGUGGCAAAACCAUACAAGGAAAUACAAAAGAUAUUACAAAAAUUUCAAAUGCUUUAAAUGCUCAUUAUGAUAUUUCUCGUUAUUAUUUGGACGGUUUAUGUAAUGAUACUAAAAUAAAAAGAAAUAAAUUAGGGUUAAAGUUUAAUGAUGCAAAUAUUACAAUUAAUUUUGAUGGAAGUGAUUUGGCUGGAUAUAGUGUAAAGAUUUGUUAA
Messenger RNA from Meloidogyne enterolobii, 657 nucleotides. Lineage: Eukaryota; Metazoa; Nematoda; Chromadorea; Rhabditida; Meloidogynidae. The record is from the annotation of a GenBank genome assembly.